AUGAACAAUCCACUAGGAGCACCGGCAUACGCCAUGCUGCCCGUCACCGUCCGAAAACCGUCUCCAUCAAAAUCCAAGUCGAAAUCCAAAGCCUCUCCGACCCCUGCCAUGCCAUCCAGCGAAGCCACCAACAUCGAUACGCAAGAAACCACACCUCAACCGGCUGCCAAACAAAACCAUAAGAAGCUCUCCAGCUCCUUCACAUCCUUCCUCUCUCCUCCAUCAACAACCAAAGAUAAAACUCCACGCCUUCCAAACAUGUACUUACACCUCGAUCCCGCAUCCGCCGGCCUGACAGGAGAAUCCUCCAACCCAUCCAGCAGACGCCACUCCCUAGCCGUCUCAGCAAACCACUCCUCUCGCUCCUCUACAGACAGCAACCUCAGCCCUUUCGCCUCAUACCGCCGAGUCUCAACCUCUGUUCCCUCCGGCGCGGAAUCAUCCCCGCUCACAGUUGCAGAUGCGUUGAUCGGUCUCAUCGCAGCGUCGUGUCAAGCGCAAUGCGACUUGGAGGAAUUAAAUACUUCGCCGACGGGGCGUACCGCACCCUUGAGAAAAGUUCACUAUGAAGUAAAGUCGUUUAAAAUGACGGCGCAGCUGCUGCACAAGUUUCUGCGGAGAGUUGACAACGGGACGCUGGAGUAUCCGCAGCGAGCGCAGAUGAUUGAGCUGGAUGUGCUUAUUGCAGUACUUACGGCUUCGAUAUUGACGAUUUCGGAGUUGGAAGCCCGGUUGGAGAGUUUGGUCAUGCAGGCGGAUGAGCUGGGUGUUAGUGUGGAGGAGAUGGUGCAGCGGUACGCGAGGAGUUUGGCCAAGGAUGCAAAUAGGAUCAGCAUGGUGGAAUUCACAAUCACGAAGCUACUGAGUGUGUUGCAGGUGAGCAAUCCGCAGGAAGCGUCGCGGCACCAAGCGCAGGCGAGUCUUGCUAUCAUGGAUAUGCUGCAGGCGGAUGCUGCUCUUGCAGGUCGCAUGCAGCAACUGCAAGAUACGAGCAAUGGUCUGGAGAUUGUUUCUCAGGAGAGAAUGGCGGAACUUGCUUCUCGGCCGCCGCCGGGGUACAGUGUUCCUUCGCCAAAGGAUAAUGACGAGUUACCGAAUUACUAUGAGGCGCUGGACGAUGACUCCGUCGCCAUACAGCCGCGAGAUUGGUCCGUCUACUCUGGUCUGCAUCUCGCUGAUAUACCUACCCUGUCGAGAAUUAGUCUCCCCUUGAUCUUGGGCGAGAUCAAGGACGGGAACUUUUACACUGAGGAAUAUGCAGAGUCGGUUAGAGAGGCUCUGGUCGCACUGGAAGAAGCACAGGGGACGCAAAAGUCAAAGAUUCUGGCUCAGAUUCUCGGCAUAAAGGAUGGUGGUAGCAAGGAGAAGAGCGCGACUGCUUCUGAUCAGGGCGGUUUUGCGCAUAGACUUGCGCAAAAGGUUGCGAGGGGGAAGUUGUUGGGGCGGUCACACUGA
Messenger RNA from Pochonia chlamydosporia 170, 1455 nucleotides. Its product is annotated as mitochondrial triosephosphate isomerase. The coding region runs from base 1 to 1455 and encodes 484 amino acids. The record is from RefSeq and is a predicted model, not a curated record. The transcript has a single exon. Lineage: Eukaryota; Fungi; Ascomycota; Sordariomycetes; Hypocreales; Clavicipitaceae.